UUGAGGCGUGGGAGGGUUAGUCUUACUUGGGACGCUGUGAAGGGAACACGUCCACAGUUGUGCCUCUUGACUGCUGGCACGUGGUCACGAUACUAAAUUUUUUGCUGUUUUCCAUCCCGUUAAAAAAAAAGUCACAUUAGUGUUCUGUCGCAGUGUUGAAACCCUGAGAAACAAAUUCGUCUGAGUGCUGUCCCCGCUAUAAGUAUUAGGUGACAGGAGUAGUGGAGUGGUGUAAGGCAGUAUGAGGGGUGACGGCACGGGUCUUCACAUGUUCCUUAUGCUGCUACUCCACGUCACCCAUCAGGUGGGUGUCGCGGAGGUGGCGCUGGACAACAUCGCGAUGCCCCAGGAGGAGUCCAGAGCGUAUGUCCUACCCGCCCCUGGUCUCAGACACCGCCCGGGGACACAACAAGAUCAACAACAGCAACUACAGGACAACUUCCAGCUGCUGCAGUCUCCUUCAGGUGUGGUGGGGAACCUACUGCCACUGGAACCAGGAGUGGCCAUGGCCCAGGUGGUGGCCCUGGACGUAGCCUGUCAGAGGGACCAGAUGAACGUCAGGAUUAUCUUCGACAGGUCCUUUGACGGUAUUAUGUACGCCAAGGGUUUCUACAGCUCUCCACAGUGCACCUACGUGGCUCACGGCACAGGAGGACAGGAGUUCGAGUUCCUCAUGGUGGCGGGGACGUGUGGCACCCAGUAUGUGGAGGCCCAGGGAGGACCUUCUUACCUCGAGAACAUUGUCGUCAUCCAGAACGAACCCGGCAUCCAGGAGAUAUGGGACACAGCCAGAGGUGUGAGGUGUGUGUUCGACGGGGCAGGAGGUGACUCAACCCACAGAGUGAGCGCCGCCCUCAACGUGGCUAUGCUGGACCAACAGGUUGUCUCCUUCUCUGCUGACACCAUCGCUUCCGCCUCCCUCGAUAUUCAGAUCGGACGUGGCCCCUUCGCCCCGUCUGCUUCAGGUAUGGUGAAGAUCGGAGAGCUAAUGACGAUGGUGGUGGGUGUGGAAGGACCCGCCAACGCUGACCUGUUGGUGAGGGAGUGUGUGGCUCACGACGGCUCUCACCAGAACCCUUACCAACUUACUGACGAGAACGGGUGUGUACUGGGGAGCAGGAAGAAGCUACUGGGAUCAUGGCAGAAGACCAGGGACACGGGCAACCCCCAGGUGUCUGUCAUAUCGUACUCACACUUCCAGGCAUUCAAGUUCCCGGAUAAGAACGACGUGUAUAUUGAGUGCCAGGUGGACUUGUGUACCGAUGGCUGCCCUGUGUGUCUUGAGGACGGGGGAGGUCGUAAGAAGCGCUCCCUGCCAGUAUCCAGCCACAGAGGAGACGACAGCAGGCGGCAGGACGAAAGCGAAGACGAGGGAGAGGAGGGCGCGGGUGGCCUAGGCAGCAGCAGGAGUAACAGAAUCAACAACAAGAGGGGCAGUAAGAACGAGAGUGUGACUGAGCCUGUGAGGCUGGCCAGAAGGCUGAGGGUCAUCUCUCCCGAGGACUACUCCCUCAUACGCGAUACUCCCAUCACCCUCGUCACCAAGGAAGCUGAGGCUGGUAACGGGGACAUGUGUAUGAGCGUGUCGGCGUUCGUGGCAGGUCUUGUGGUUAUGUUCGUGGUGCUGGUGUUGUCGUCCGUGGUCACCGCUCUCCUCUGCAUCCGAAUCAGGACCAUCCCCUCCGCCUCCUCCACCUACCCACCCGACACCUCCUUCCACGCCUUCAGCACCGUCUCCGGCAAAACCUUCUGAAUGGGAGAAAGAGCGCGAUGGGGGAGUGGUUCUCCCGGUGAUACAAGCUUGAAAAUCAGAUUAAUCUAGAUCUUCUUGGAGGCCAUAGGAAGACUUGGAGAUAACAGGGAGAGAUUUCAGAGACUCUUAGGAUAUCUUGGAGACCACUUUGAGGUUGUUUGGUGAGAUUUGGAGAUCCUAGGAGGUCUUUAGAGGUCACGAAGAAAUAAGUAAAUAAGGAAGAGACGAAGAGGAGACACUAACAACAAGAGAACCUAAAUCGUCUCACCAAAGGCUUACAAUCUCUGAGGACGCUAAAAAAGUACCCCCUAAAAUACAAUAAAAACAGAAAACGGAAAAGUAACAGAAAGAAGGAGGAGAAACUAAUCUUUUUUCAUAUAGUUACAACAAGUUAACGAAGGAUCCACAACUUACCAUAAGAAAUGUACAGUAUAUACGAGUUACAAUUAGAGUGACGAAAUUCUCCUUGUUGUGUAGUGAUGGUUGUGACAUAAGUGAACGAGAUAGUAUAUGUGUAAUUAAAAGAUGAUUCACAAUACAAUCAGAUGCGUUCUGAUAUACUAAUGUGUGUGAGUGAGUGAGUGUGUGUGUGUGUGUGUGUGUGUGUGUGUGUGUGUGUGUGUGUGUGUGUGUACUUAAACCCCUCCUUGUGGUUGUGAUGCUACGGGUUAUUUACGAUUGUAACGUAAUUAAAAAUGAAUGGAAGGUAAAUAGCCAAUAACUUUAUCUGAGUCAAAGGGUUUCUCACCUGGUCAAACAUAGGCCCCAUCUGCCAUAGUAUAGAAACAACAUAUAAAUAUCAACAAACCCCAAAACGAAUAUAUGUACAUAGAAAACAAUAUAUCUACGGUAUAUAUUUACUCAGUAUGUGAUAUUUUGAGAUAUAUGUAUGUGUGAUAUUUUCGAGAUAUGUAAAAUAAUAACAACACAAUGAUCAAGGUAGUUACCAUAGAGACGGUCUUGUAAAGGUCAUGAAGAUAAUGACCCUCUGAAUUGUGUUAUCGUGUUGGGUCACUCUAGGGCAAAACAAAGGAUAAAACAAACUAUUAUUUUUUUUUUUGGAGUGAAUUUUGAAGUGUUGUAUGAUGUUAUUAUAUUUCGUGUUUAAUUAGUGAUUAUCUAGGCUGGUGUUAUGUGUAUGUGGGUUCCAGUGUGUAUGUAUCAUAAUGUAUAUCGAGUCAUUUAUAUAUAUAUACAAGUUGGGUAUUAACAUUUGUGCUUUAUGCUUCAAGGUAUUUAUAUUUUAUGUUGUUUAUAUAGUCUGUUGUUGAUCAUUUUGUCUGUUUGUUUGUUUGUUUUAAUUGGUUAAUGCUCAUCAGAAUUCAUCUUGUUUUGAUCUGAUUAUUGUUAUUUAUUGGUUGUUGUCGUGUGUGUGUGUGUGUGUGUGUGUGUGUGUGUGUGUGUGUGUGUGUGUGUGUGUGUGUGUGUGUGUGUGUGUGUGUGAAUUUCAGGUAGAGUUUUAGUGUAAUUAUAAUGAUAUUUUUGUUUGUCUAGGUCAACCAGUUAGGCACAUUCUUAUACCUUCAAUUAAUAGGAAAAUUUAACGUAAGAAUUAUUGAGACUACAGACCCCUGAUAACCCUCUUGGUCGUGACUCUGGUUAAACCUAUUGGAAAAAUGAUCUUAAUUUUGGAUUGGUGAAAUUGGUUUGAGUUUAACAUUAAUACGAACGAAAAAAAAUUAUUCUAUUUAUCCAAUGAUGAGAAUUGAAUGCCCCUUUAAAACCAAUCAGCGAGAAUGUAAACACGCCAUCGACCUAUCAAAAAUGAGUGUAUUUACUCCAUUUAACCAAUGUCCCGUUCUCCUCGCACACACCGUCAACCAAUCAAUACAGAUGCAAACAUGCCAUUAGCCAAUCAACAUAGAUGUAAACACACCAUCAACCAAUCACUGCAGACAACUGAGUAACGCCCCAGCCAAACUUUUAUGAAAUACGUAAAUAUAUUUUCUGUGCUCUGAACAUAUGAAACAAUUGUAUAUAAUAAUUUUUAAAAGUAUAUUAGGGAGGAUAUAAUAUGUUAUGUGCUGUCAAAUUGUUUUGUUAGCUGCACUGUAAGUAAUGUUUGUGUUUGUCGUAUAUAAAUAAGAAGAUUUGUUGAGUGGAAAUGGAAAUUGUGUUUAGUGUGCGAGAGAGAGAGAGAGAGAGAGA
Molecule: messenger RNA, 3901 nt
Organism: Homarus americanus (American lobster)
Lineage: Eukaryota; Metazoa; Arthropoda; Malacostraca; Decapoda; Nephropidae
Exons: 11
Coding region: 242-1753 (503 amino acids)
Source: RefSeq, a predicted model, not a curated record